Messenger RNA from Polychytrium aggregatum, 665 nucleotides. Its product is annotated as At2g23090 like protein. The record is from RefSeq and is a predicted model, not a curated record. The transcript is spliced from 5 exons. Lineage: Eukaryota; Fungi; Chytridiomycota; Chytridiomycetes; Polychytriales. Bases 68 to 565 code for a protein of 165 amino acids.
GCGGCCAUAUCGGAGCCGUGACAGAUGUAUCUCGGAUCUGGGUCGCAACAAUCACCCUGCCUGGAGCAUGGUUGGAUGGGCGCCAUCCUCUCGCCGUGCUCUCGCCACCCGAGAGGACACCGAGAGGACACUGAGAGAGCACCGAGAGAGCACCGAGAGCCCCUCGGCCGUUGGUGAUACGGCGGUCGCACGGGUUUUUUGUUCGUCAGCGCAGAAUCCUGCCUGCCUUUGCCCUCAUCAGCUCGCCAACCCAUUGACCCACCCACCGACCCAUCGGCCCGCCGACCCACCGACAAGCCCACCGAUUCUACCGGCUACAUACCACCAGCUCGACAACAUGGGAAACGGACAAAAAGCCGCUAUGCGCCGCGACAGGGCUGCCAAGGACUCAAAGACCGCCAAGAGCCAGCUUAAGACGAACGAGGCUGCCAAGAACAUCAUGUGCUCGAUCUGCCGGCAGACAUUCCUCAUGACCAUCAGGGAGCAGGCGCUGCAAGAUCACAUCGAGAGCAAGCACUCGGGCAAAACCGUGAAGGAGUGCUUCCCUAUGUGGGGCUCUGCCUAGAUACAUCCACAAUCAACGGCGCUGCUUCCGUUUUUCGAACACAGGUACCACUGUUUGUUCUCCAACCUGAAUACACAGAGCCGACACCACUGUUCAGCCA